This is a messenger RNA of Nakaseomyces glabratus, 4248 nucleotides long. RefSeq lists its product as uncharacterized. Lineage: Eukaryota; Fungi; Ascomycota; Saccharomycetes; Saccharomycetales; Saccharomycetaceae. The record is from RefSeq and is a predicted model, not a curated record.
AUGAAGUAUCUAAGUGUGUUUGCUACAUUUGUGGCCAUUUUAUCCUGGGCAUGCGCUACGGUGUAUCCUAAUUUCUAUAAAGAUAAGACGAUAGUACUGGAUGGUAUGGGCACCGAGGAAUUUACUAUUCCCAGGGAUAAAAUAUUAUCUUUAGUUAAUACAAGUUUAACUUUAAAGAAUUUUGCUCAUAUCAGCAUUAAGGAGGGUGUUCUUAUCCAGGAAAAAUCAUCAGUUACUAUUAUUCCUCCUAUUGGCGCUAGUAGGAAAUUUAACUUUACAUUGGGCGGUGUAUUUGAUCUAGAAAAUGAGUCAAAAUUCAUAUUUGAUGGUAGCGGAAACACCUAUGAGGAUGAGGCCGAUGCUGUGAACAAUUUUGUUUUUGAUAUUUAUGCAAAUAGUAGUGGGAUUCAGGUCUAUAAGGGCAAUACUGUAAGUGUCACUCUUCCAACCAUAAAAAAUAGUAUACCAAACUACCAAGGAGAAUCCCCACAUAUUCGUUUUGCUGGUAGUACCUUAGAUCAAUUUAUAUAUAAACCUCCAUACGUGUUGGUUUCACUUAUGAUCAUUGCCGGAAAAUUUGAAGUGCUGUCACCGGGCAGUAAGACAGGAUCUCAGUUUGAUAAAGUUAUUUGGAGAGUGGACUUUGGAGUAAGUGGAUUAGCAAAAACUAACCCGAAUACCCCAUCCUAUGGCGUAGAUAAGUUAACUGGUGAAAUAACAUGUGAGGGGAUACUGGCUGUUUAUAAUGAUAUGUUUGCAUUCACAAAUAAUGCUGUGUUGCAUACAUUGGGGUAUAUUGGGUAUUCCGUUGUAUCACCAAUCACUUUGGAUCUGAGCAUGGGGCCAAUUCGUAGGCCAACAAACUAUGAAUAUCUAGUGGCAUUGCCAGCGGGGCAAGACGGCAUCACACUGACAGGCUAUAAAUACACAGCAGAUACCGAUAUAAGCGAUGCUCAUCAGUACCUGUUCUACUAUUUCUACGACAAUGAUGCUACCAAAGAAGACGAGAUUAGUGUAUCUACUGACAAUUCCGAUGUAAGGAUUUUGCAUUCCAACCCAUCACAAACUGUGACAGUGCAUGGUGAUAGCGCCCUGAAUAUUGGAUACUACAAAGGCGACAGAAUCGACUCAUUUGUAGGCUUCGAUGGUCUAGACUUUAGCAAAUACAAGAAGGAGUUAGCGGUAUACUUUUAUGAGUCCUUUCAAUACUCAUCUACCACGACAACGAAGUCUGAUGAGUAUACCACUGAAAUUAUCGAGAUCAUUGUGUCAGGAACACUUGGAAUAGAUAACAAGCCCUCUCCGGUAACGAUUAGUUCAACAAUUUAUAACCAACUACGCGAAACAACCGAGACAGUCGACUUAGGAAAUGGAGUGACGGAAUAUCAUGUACUAGAUUAUUUCCCAGUUCCUCAAGAUGAUAAAGAGCAUCCAUAUGGGACGAGUACUAAAAUAAUUACAUACAGUCCGCCACCUGUGACGAUCACCGCCACCACUGCCGCGGACUAUGUUGAGACCGACUGGAUCUCGUUCUUCAUCACCACGAAUGAUAAGGGUGAGAUUAUUACUGACAGCACACUGUUCAAUGCUACGCGUGACUACAACUUGCCUGAGGCUCCGCACACGUCGUUCGGGCCUGCACCUCCUGCCGAGACCAAGACUGUUGAUCUGGGCAACGAAGUGACUGAGUACCUGGUCAUCAGCUACUGGACUACAACAAAUGAAGUGGGUUCAGUGAUAACUACAGAAGCAACGAAAACAUACAGUCCGCCACCUGUGACGAUCACCGCCACCACUGCCGCGGACUAUGUUGAGACCGACUGGAUCUCGUUCUUCAUCACCACGAAUGAUAAGGGUGAGAUUAUUACUGACAGCACACUGUUCAAUGCUACGCGUGACUACAACUUGCCUGAGGCUCCUCACACGUCGUUCGGGCCUGCGCCUCCUGCCGAGACCAAGACUGUUGAUCUGGGCAACGAAGUGACUGAGUACCUGGUCAUCAGCUACUGGACGACCACCAACGAGUUUGGUGGGUUGAUCACCACUAGCAGCACCAGGACGUACAGUCCGCCACCUGUGACGAUCACCGCCACCACUGCCGCGGACUAUGUUGAGACCGACUGGAUCUCGUUCUUCAUCACCACGAAUGAUAAGGGUGAGAUUAUUACUGACAGCACACUGUUCAAUGCUACGCGUGACUACAACUUGCCUGAGGCUCCGCACACGUCGUUCGGGCCUGCACCUCCUGCCGAGACCAAGACUGUUGAUCUGGGCAACGAAGUGACUGAGUACCUGGUCAUCAGCUACUGGACGACCACCAACGAGUUUGGUGGGUUGAUCACCACUAGCAGCACCAGGACGUACAGUCCGCCACCUGUGACGAUCACCGCCACCACUGCCGCGGACUAUGUUGAGACCGACUGGAUCUCGUUCUUCAUCACCACGAAUGAUAAGGGUGAGAUUAUUACUGACAGCACACUGUUCAAUGCUACGCGUGACUACAACUUGCCUGAGGCUCCGCACACGUCGUUCGGGCCUGCACCUCCUGCCGAGACCAAGACUGUUGAUCUGGGCAACGAAGUGACUGAGUACCUGGUCAUCAGCUACUGGACGACCACCAACGAGUUUGGUGGGUUGAUCACCACUAGCAGCACCAGGACGUACAGUCCGCCACCUGUGACGAUCACCGCCACCACUGCCGCGGACUAUGUUGAGACCGACUGGAUCUCGUUCUUCAUCACCACGAAUGAUAAGGGUGAGAUUAUUACUGACAGCACACUGUUCAAUGCAACUAGGGAAUAUAUUGACGCAGAAGCACCUCAUUUAUCUUCUAGCAUGAAAGAUGUUUUACCUGAGAGUGAGGCUGAUUACACGACGACGAUUGACAAGGGCAACGGUGAGUUUGAGACCGACCUUGUUUCGCACAUCACUACGAAGGACUCUGACGGCAAGCCUACGACGAUUACCACUACGAUCCCAUUGAAGCCAAGUGAAGUCGGCGAGGCCGGCGAGGCCGACUACACGACGACGAUCAUAUCAGAUGGGCACACGAUCACGGAGGUAGUAUCUCAUGUCACAACUACAGACUCUGAUGGGAAGACCAUUACAUACAUCACCACGAUGGCGUCAUAUGAUCAAGUAGAUGAGGGUGUGUUCACGUCAGCUGCACCUUACUCACAGCCACCAGUCGUGACGAGUACAAUUACUGAGGAUGACGGCAGUAGCAAGACUGUUGUGAUCUCUUACUUCCCAUCUGAAGGCGAGGAUGGAGUGACCCGUACUGGCACAACGACUGUGUCGACCAUCACACCUGGAGAAGCCGACUACACGACGACGAUCAUAUCAGAUGGGCACACGAUCACGGAGGUAGUAUCUCAUGUCACAACUACAGACUCUGAUGGGAAGACCAUUACAUACACGACCACCAUAUUCAGUAACGAUUGGUUGUUAGUGGAUUCUGAGUUAGACGUUAAAUCGAAUCACCCUACUUCAGUUGUUUCCAAGGAGAAUCCUUAUACUACAGUGGAUUCGCAAAGCACUAUCUCUAGCAAUUCUGGAAACACGGUCGUCACUACAAAGACGCCAGCCAACGGUAAUGAGAAUCACGGAUUAUCUUCUGUUAAUGGAACUUCAGUUUCUAGUGGACGCAAUACUAUCCCUUCAGUGUCAUUGAUAAUCACAAAUACUUUAGGAUUCGCAGGGCCGAUAAACAAGCCUUCUUAUAGUACUACUUCUGCAUCGAGUUCUGUGCCACAGGAAGUUGCGAGGGACAGUUCUAAAUAUGGCGAAAAUGUAUCAUCUGUGGGUAUUAUGCUACCUCAAAUGUCUAAACCACAUGCCUCAUCUGCUUCAAUCUCAGUUGUUCAUAGUUCAUCACGUCCAGUUAUCUCUAGGGGAUCUAGGCCAUCCGAUGUUUCUGCUCGUCCUACCGAGAACACGCCGACAUUUGGAUCAAUGCCGGUUCAAAGCGGCGCUGAGAAUGAUGCUUCCGUGAGUUCGACAAAUGAUAACCAGAAUACACAUACAGCACAGUCACGGCUGCAACAGCUAGGAAAGACCUCCAGCGAUUUAGGGACCACUGCAUUAUUAAUACCGUCAAGCUCCGCUGUUAACAUCAGCCAUACCGGAGGGCCAUCGGACACUCAAAUAGCUUCUGUUUUACAAGGUUCUGGUUUUAAGAUCAAGGCCAACAAAUCAGAGGUUAUGAUUCUUUUAGUAACUGUGUUUCUCUUUUUAGGAAUGGUGUGA